Molecule: messenger RNA, 1866 nt
Organism: Struthio camelus australis
Lineage: Eukaryota; Metazoa; Chordata; Aves; Struthioniformes; Struthionidae
Source: RefSeq, a predicted model, not a curated record
AUGGCUGAUACAUCAGAUAGUUGGGCUACCAUUCGCAGGGACCUCGACAGGCUAGAGAAAUGGGCAAACAAGAAUCCCAUGAAGUUCAAUAAAGAGAAAUACCAAGUCCUGCAUUCGGGGAGGAGUAACCCCAUGCACCGGUACAGGGUAGGACCUGACUUACUGGAAAGCAGCUUUGCAGAGAAGGAGUUGGGGGUCCUGGUGAACAAUACAUUGAAUAUGGGACAGCAACGUGCCCCUGUGACAAAGAAGGCCAAUUAUGAAGAGCGUUGCCAAGCGGGACAAGGGAGAAGUAUAUCUGCUGCCCUGACUACUACUGACUGUGUGCAUUUGAGGGAACAAUGUACAAAUGCUGCAAAUGGAUGUGAGGGUGUCUGGAAUGUCGUGGAAGAUGUCUGCAAUAUUUCAGGUAAUAGAUGCAAGGCAGAAGACGCCAUUGGCUGUAAUAGAAUCAUCCAGGUCCUGGCUGACAAAUAUCCAGUAUUUAAAAACUGCAUCUGCACUACAGAUGGUUUCUGUAGCAUCACAGUGCUGCUUGAGAAACAAUGUAGCAUUAAUAAAGAGUAUUUGGAAACUUCCUCAAGAUCAGAUCCUGAACUGACUUUCAGGCAACACAGAACUCCCAAAGACCAGAGACACCCAGAUGAAUUAGAGAAUGACUGCAGUGUUGCAAAGCAAAGCUGCCGAGAGGACCCUUACUGUUUUUUGGUGUAUAAGAACUUCCAGCGAGUAUGCCAGGCAGACGUGGUGAAAUGCAGGCUCCAGACGGCCAUGCAGCAGUGUUUGUCAGCGUGGAAAGAGCUGAGGAAAACAGCGCUGGGAAAGUGCAAGUGCUCAGAGCCACUUCAAAAGAGAUGUGUUAAAAUAUGGAAGGGAAUUUUUAACAACCCUUGUUUACAAUACUCUCAGGAGAAUCGAGCUUCAACAUCUAGUGAAGAUGAUGAUGAUGAUGGUGGUGGUGGUGAUGACGACGACGAUGAUGAUAAUGUUCAUGAUGAGGAAAAUCAGGACACUGACACAGAUAAUGUUAGUAUGGAAGCUAAACUACAAUGGAAUUUAUCUGCCCUCUCCAAGCAAGAAUACACCGCAAACAGAACCUGUUUGGAUGUGAACAAAGAGUGUGUUGAAGACGAAGUAUGUAAUAAACAGUUGUCCCUAUACCUAAAGGUUUGCUCAGUAAAUAAAAAGUGCAACAUGAAAGAAUGUCAAGCAGCCAUAAGAUUCUUCUAUCAAAACAUGCCUUUUGAAGUUGCCCAAACCAUGACCUUUUGUGAUUGUGUCCAGCCUGAUGAAUCUUGCCAUAGAGCUAAAGAACUUCUUCAUGGCAAGCCCUGUGCAGUGACUGCAAUUCCUGCUCCGUCAUGUCUAAAUAUAAUUCACACGUGUGAAGAGAAUGAACUGUGCAGCAAACAAACCAAGAGGCAAAGAGACACUUUCAGUCCUAUGCAAGCUGUUCAGAUUGACAUCAGUGGGAAUUGCCCAUUUUUAUAUCAAGAAGAUUUGGGCUACAAAUAUUGUCUUGAAACUUUAAUCAAGGAUGACAUGCCCUGUUCUGCAAAUGCUGACUGCAAAGCAGCUUACAUUAGCAACUGGGGCACGAUGCUGCGCAUGGAGUGUACCUGCCACAACUUACCUCCCACCAAGCAGUCUUUAUGCAAGCUCUUCCAUCACAUGCUUCAUAGCAAAUCCUGCGUCAGUGAGUUACGUCAAAUCUCAAUUAAGAAACAAGAUUUCCAUUGGGUAAAUACCGGAAGAGCAGGAGAAAAGCUUUCCAGAGCACAGCUACAUUCUUCUUCAAUUAACGCUAUCCCUGAAGUGGGCAGUCUGGGAAGGAUAAAAAUAAAUCGUCAUGACUGGGAUUCCUGA